AGGCCACGGUUCUGAAAUCUACGGACAGAGUGCGUCUGAGUAUAAACAGAGUGCAUUUUCCACCUCUGCGUGGUUCUGAAUUGAGACUUGAGAAGGGGACUUCCAGGAUAAACAGCAUGGCUCUUGAUCCAGAGCAUUCCACAUCUACAAUAGGAUGACCCGGGACGUGGGUCUAGAAGAUGAGCUUCCGGACUGGGCUGGAGCCAAAGAGUUCUACCAGAAAUAUGACCCUAAGGAUGUAAUUGGCAGGGGUGUCAGCAGUGUGGUCCGGCGCUGCAUACACAAGCAAACAGGCCAGGAGUAUGCAGUGAAGAUUAUUGAGGUUACUCCGGAACGCAUGACCCCACAGCAGCUCGAGGAAGUGCGCUUAUCGACAGGCAAAGAGAUUGAAAUCCUGCGCCAGGUCUCCGGACACCCCUACAUCAUUACUCUGAUAGAUUCCUAUGAGUCAUCUGCCUUCAUGUUCCUGGUGUUUGACUUGAUGAGACGCGGGGAGCUCUUUGACUACCUUACGGAGAAGGUGACCCUCAGCGAGAAGGAGACCAGGUGUAUCAUGCGAGCCCUCUUGGACGCCGUGAGCUACCUUCACGCCAAUAAUAUCAUCCAUCGAGAUCUCAAGCCCGAGAAUAUCCUCAUGGAUGACCAGCUGAACAUCAAACUCUCAGAUUUUGGCUUUUCCUGCCACUUGAAGCCAGGGGAGAAGCUGCGAGAGCUGUGUGGGACCCCUGGCUACCUGGCCCCAGAGAUCCUGAAAUGCUCCAUGGACGAGACCCACCCUGGUUAUGGAAAGGAAGUGGACCUUUGGGCCUGUGGAGUCAUCUUUUUCACCCUCUUGGCUGGCUCUCCUCCUUUCUGGCACCGUAAGCAGAUGCUGAUGCUUCGGAUGAUCAUGGAAGGGCGAUACCAGUUUGGCUCCCCUGAGUGGGAUGACCGGUCCGACACAGUCAAAGAUCUGAUCUCACGACUGCUGCAGGUGGAUCCAGAAGAACGGUUGACAGCUCAGCAGGCCCUGCAGCACCCCUUCUUCCAGCAGUACGGCGGCCGUAAACGCCGGCUCUUCAAUCCGCACCAUGCAUUCAGGGUUCUUGCAUGGACUGUGCGGGCCUCUAUCCGCAUUGUCUCCAACUACCGGCGGGUGCGGCCGGUCACAAAGGAGAUGCUCAUGUGCGACCCCUAUGUGCUCAAGGGGGUGCGCAAGUUGAUUGACGCAUGCGCCUUCCGCAUCUAUGGGCACUGGGUCAAGAAAGGUGAGCAGCAGAACCGGGCCGCCCUCUUUGAAAACGUCCCCAAGGCCAUCCAGCUUGUCUUGCUCAGCACAGAGGGGGAGGAAGCCCCUGCGUCUGCGGUGGACGACCCUCCCAACUAAACACCCGGUUGCUGCACCCUGUGCAACUGUGGAAUCACUGGGUCCCUGAACGAAGAAAGGAGGCAGGAGCCACUUCAAGAACUGUCCCACCACCUUCCAUCUCUUCUUGGGGGAACGGCAAGUACCUCCUGUGGGGAGGCAUCCUCAUCCUUGCAUGCGAAGAGGGGUCCAAUUUCCUGGGGAACAAGGACUUCUUUGCCUUCUGGAAAGAAUUCCUGAGUUUGUGGCUGUCGGAAACUAAGGGUCCCCUAACAUACCUUGGAAGGGCCCUGAGAUCUGAGUAGGGCAAGAAUACAGAGCAUCUGAAUUGUUAGAUGUGUCUGGAUUAGGGAGGCUUAUCUGUGUGUUGCCAGAAGAAGGACUUUUUGUCCUUGCAUCUCUUCCCACAGUAAGGAGACCUGCUACCUCUUGCCCCUCAAAGCAGCCAACUUCACUAUUGCUGAGGGAUCAAUCCUUGCAUAUAGCCAGUAUGGGUGGUCCAGGGAGGAAGGGGGUGGAUUGGGAUUGGAAAUUGCAGAGUUCCCUUUCCCUACUAGCAGGAAUUGGGCUCCACCCUUCUCUGUAGAUGAUAUUGUAUUUUAUUUUCCACCUGGUUGUGCCAUCUUUCCACAUCCGUGAUGUCACAAUUAGAAUAAAAUGGAAUGUGACCAAAACU
Molecule: messenger RNA, 2021 nt
Organism: Podarcis raffonei (Aeolian wall lizard)
Lineage: Eukaryota; Metazoa; Chordata; Lepidosauria; Squamata; Lacertidae
Gene: PHKG2
Product: phosphorylase kinase catalytic subunit gamma 2
Exons: 10
Coding region: 155-1366 (403 amino acids)
Biological process (GO): glycogen biosynthetic process; protein phosphorylation
Cellular component (GO): phosphorylase kinase complex
Molecular function (GO): ATP binding; calmodulin binding; phosphorylase kinase activity
Source: RefSeq, a predicted model, not a curated record